AUGCGCGAGGUCGCCCAACACCGCUCGGAAGAAAGUCUGUGGGCGGUCAUUCGCGGCGUCGUGUACGACUUCACCGAGUUCGCAAAAUUCCAUGUUGGGGGUCCUCAGGUGCUUCUGGAGCACGCUGGCACGGACACGACAGAGGUGUUCGAUCGGUUUCACGCAUGGGUGGAUUGCGAAAGUCUUCUUGCUUCCUUCAAAAUCGGGAUAGUGGCUGAUGGAGGCGUGUAA
Molecule: messenger RNA, 231 nt
Organism: Phytomonas sp. EM1
Lineage: Eukaryota; Euglenozoa; Kinetoplastea; Trypanosomatida; Trypanosomatidae
Source: the annotation of a GenBank genome assembly